GACAGUGACAUUGUGGAAAAGAGGGAGCAAUAAUUCGGCCAUUGUCUUGCCUUUUCUGGACUCUGGGUAUUUAUAGAUCAUAGGAUUCUGAAAGAAUUAGUUGAAUUUAGGUAUUCUCUCCGGCUUGACGCCAUUUGCGGUUGCUUCAUCGUUUUCUUUCCUCGGAGAAGAUGGGAAAUCUGUUCUGCUGUGUCCAAGUAGAUCAAUCCACUGUUGCAAUUAAGGAACGUUUUGGCAAGUAUCAAGAUGUGCUAGAGCCAGGAUGCCACUGUGUGCCUUGGUUCCUUGGAAGUCAACUGGCUGGUCAUCUCACCCUCCGGGUGCAGCAGCUGGAUGUGCGCUGCGAGACCAAGACAAAGGACAAUGUGUUCGUCAAUGUUGUCGCAUCAAUUCAGUACCGUGCCCUGGCUGACAAGGCAAAUGAUGCUUUUUACAAACUAAGCAACACUAAGGGUCAAAUUCAGGCAUAUGUUUUUGAUGUAAUCAGAGCUAGUGUUCCGAAACUCAACCUUGACGAUGUUUUUGAGCAAAAAACUGAAAUUGCCAAGGCUGUUGAGGAUGAACUUGAGAAGGCUAUGUCUGCCUAUGGGUACGAAAUUGUUCAGACACUAAUUGUUGAUAUAGAACCAGAUGAGCAUGUUAAGAAAGCUAUGAAUGAAAUCAAUGCUGCUGCUAGGCUAAGGGUUGCUGCUAACGAGAAGGCAGAGGCUGAGAAGAUUUUGCAGAUUAAGAGGGCUGAGGGUGAGGCGGAGGCGAAGUACCUCUCAGGGUUAGGUAUUGCCCGCCAACGCCAAGCCAUCGUGGACGGGCUUAGGGAUAGCGUUCUUGGAUUCUCAGUGAACGUGCCAGGAACCACAGCCAAAGAUGUCAUGGACAUGGUUCUCGUGACGCAGUACUUUGACACGAUGAAGGAAAUUGGCGCUGCCAACAAAUCAUCCACUGUCUUCAUCCCCCAUGGCCCUGGGGCGGUUCGCGAUGUGGCUGCCCAGAUCCGUGAUGGCCUUCUUCAGGCUUCCCAGUCUGACCAUCAUCACUAAAUACUCAACUCUCCAGACUUUUUUUCAUAUUUGUAUAAAAACUUUUACCAUUUCCGAUUGUGUGUUUACUUUACUAGGUGUGAAGAUUGUGAAAUGUCAAUACUAUCAACUUAUAUUGGUUUUGGAAGAAGAUUGUGAAUGUUAGUUAACACGAGGAGUUACCAUACCAUA
Molecule: messenger RNA, 1208 nt
Organism: Ipomoea triloba (trilobed morning glory)
Lineage: Eukaryota; Viridiplantae; Streptophyta; Magnoliopsida; Solanales; Convolvulaceae
Product: hypersensitive-induced reaction 1 protein
Exons: 6
Coding region: 171-1037 (288 amino acids)
Source: RefSeq, a predicted model, not a curated record